Messenger RNA from Knipowitschia caucasica, 225 nucleotides. The record is from the annotation of a GenBank genome assembly. NCBI's taxonomy places the organism in Eukaryota, Metazoa, Chordata, Actinopteri, Gobiiformes, Gobiidae.
AUGCAGAAGCGGUCAGUGCUGGUGGUGACUGAUUACGCCUUCUACAGCGGCAGCGGCGGGGCAGGUGUGAGCUCCCCUGGUCCCCCCCCCUCAACUCUCCUCUACGCUGCAGAAAUCUUUCACACACGCUUGAGCGGUUCUCGUGGUAGCGCGUAUCGACCGGCGCGCCCCAGCUCCAUACGCGCCAUCGAUCGCCUAUUGAUGCCUGUGUUUCUUCUAGUGUAA